Molecule: messenger RNA, 1548 nt
Organism: Leucoraja erinaceus (little skate)
Lineage: Eukaryota; Metazoa; Chordata; Chondrichthyes; Rajiformes; Rajidae
Exons: 4
Coding region: 260-691 (143 amino acids)
Molecular function (GO): protein binding
Source: RefSeq, a predicted model, not a curated record
CCAUUGUGGUGUGACUCUACAAAGAUUUCUUUCUGUUCAGAUUGCAGGGCUUCGGAAACGUUUCUUCUCGCUACAGCAAGAGACAGCAGGCUUGUUCGCGGAGCGGGCGUUCCCAACAAACCCACGGCCUGACCUUAAGGGCUGCGAGCAGAAAGAACAGUUAAUCCAGCACUUAGAACUGGCACAGCAAGUCCUUGAUAAUAAUAGUUAUAGCUCCACGGACAAAAAUCUCCUGGAGCUCUUGGACUUGGACUAUCGGAUGUUGAAGGAAAGGAUCCAUACCUUUCACCGAAAGCAGCCACUAACAGCCUGGAACAGUCUUCAAGAGUUCCAGCAUGGCCAGGCAAACAGCAACUGGCAAUCAGUGACGUUGUCACAGCUCAUUGCGCCCCAUUCCACCGCUGUGCUGGUGAGAGUGCAGCUAACCGCAAGACCAGAUGGGUACGGGUUCACUGUGAAAUGGAGUGGGGAUCAUGGCCUGCAGAUCGAGACUGCAGAGAACACAGGUCUCCAGCCUAAUGAUAGGCUCAUAGAAGUGAAUGGGAUCUGUGUCCUGAGUGCAUUGGAAGAUGAGCUCGAGUCAUAUCUUACCACCCCGACUGCACAAAUUUUGGCACUGCGCAAUCCUGCUCCCCAAAACCCGGGAAGUCUCAACCAGGGUGAAACAGAUGAUGUGCCAAAACUUGAUUAGAUUCUUGAAUAAUGGCCACACGAUGGCGCAACGGUAGAGUUGCUGCCUUACAAUGUCAGAGACCCGGCUUAGAUCUUGAGUACGGGUGCUGUCUGUACAGAGUUUGUACUCUCCCUGCACCACCAGGUGGCGCUCAUAAUGGCCGCCUCGCCAGCAGUCUGUCUUGUUAUUCUGUUUUUAUUAUUUACUAGACUAAGUGGGACCCGUUGGGUCCCAGCUUCACACGGGAGGGCUGGUCCCCCCCAACGCAAUAUUCCACCUCUCCACCAAUUCAAGCUUCAAGCCGCGGGUGAGGCGCGGACUUACCAUCUCGGAGCCUGGGAUGGCAGUGCAGUCUCGAAGGGCCGAAUGGCCUACUCCUGCACCUAUUUUCUAUGUUUUGUUGCUUUUUACUGUUAUGACUGCAUGGUAAAAUCAUUUCACUGCACCUUAUGGUGCAUGUGGCAAAUACAUUCGAACUUGAACUUAAACCCUUUCAUUGAGAUGGGCUAAUCGGUGUAAAGGAACCAAAACUGUCCAAAGCUGCAGAUGCUGGCUUAGACUGAAGAAAAAAGUGCUGGAGUAGCACUCUGGAGAACAUGGAUAUGUGACGUUGCAGUUCGGGUCCCAACUUCAGACUCAGACUCAAAACUGUCUCAGCCAUUGCAAAAAGCCUACCAAGGGCCAUAGAGAGAUGCCUGGAAACAGACCCUUUGACCCACCAAGUACACAUCAACUUUCAACCGUUUCCAUUUUUUAAAUCAUCCCAUGUUCCUAAUUUAGUUACAAUUCCACCGGUUGGUGCUUCGAUGGCAUCCUCGCCUACAGUCUGUCGGCCCUUCUCACUUUUUUGUUAUUUUUAAUGUGUUUAAAAGUAU